AAAGAAAUCAUUUUCGUCCCAACGCGAAAAAAAAGGAAAAGCUCUCGACGACAGGCGAUUUCGAUACGAAGAUGCCUAAUUCGCACAAACCUCAUUUCUUGAAGCCUCUGCUUCCCGAUUUCCACAGUGGCGUGACAAUACCACUUGGCUUCUUCUCACAACACAUAGAAGGGAAGACAAACCGGAAAACAUGGAAACUAAGAUCGGACGCUACAGAUCAAACUUGGGAAGUGAUACAAGAAGGCAGGAGACUCACCGGAGGUUGGAAAGAUUUCACCACAGCACAUGACCUUCAAAUCGGUGACAUUGUCAUCUUCAAACACGAAGGAGAUAUGGUGUUUCAUGUCACACCAUUUGGUCCUAGCUGUUGUGAGAUUCAGUAUACACAUCCUCACAUCAUCAAGGAAGAAGCCGAUGCGGAUGAUGUUCCUUCUUUCUCAUUUGACUAUUGUUUUCAGGCUGAGGUCACUGCUUCGAAUCUAAAAGAAGACAAACUUUAUCUUCCUGAGGGAGCUACGACUUGUACUGCUUUGAACAAACAAUGCCAAGAGAUAAUACUUGUCAACAAAGAGGGAAAUUCAUGGACUGUGAGUUUGCGAUUUAGCGAAGCAGACGGCAUGUAUUACAUCAGAAGAGGCUGGAGAAAGUUCUGUCGUGCUAACAGAUGCGCCAUAGGAGACUUAUUUGUGUUCAAUGUGGUUGGAGAUGGGAAAACUACUCCACUAAUGUGUGUAUGUCCGGAAAGGGAAGAGUGAUUUUGAACCUAAACUUAUGUAUGUCGAACCAGAAAUUUAUGUAUGUCUCUUUUUAUGGCUGACUAAUACUCAUAUAAUGGCUGGGUUAUUGUUUGAUUAUGACUUAAUUAACGUAACGGCUGAGUUGCAGUGAACGUUAUAACUGAGUUAUUAAAACGUUAUGACUGACGAAUACUCGUAUUAUGGCUGGGUUAUUGUUUGAUAGUGACUUAAUUAACGUACCGGCUGAAUUGCAGUUAACGUUAUAACUGAGUUAUUAAAACGUUAUGACUGACGAAUACUCGUAUUAUGGCUGGGUUAUUGUUUGAUAGUGACUUAAUUAACGUACCGGCUGAAUUGCAGUUAACGUUAUAACUGAGUUAUUAAAACGUUAUGACUGACGAAUACUCGUAUUAUGGCUGGGUUAUUGUUUGAUAUGAAUUAAUUAACAUAACGGCUGAAUUGCAGUUAACGUUAUAACUGAGUUAUUAAAACGUUAUGACUGACGAAUACUCGUAUUAUGGCUGGGUUAUUGUUUGAUUAUGAAUUAAUUAACGUACUGGCUGAGUUGCAUUGAACUUAAUAGCUGAGUUACUAAAAACAUUGCGUCUAAAUUAUGAUUACAACACAUGACUACGCAAAGAAAUAGUGCCAAAAUAUGGCCAUACCAAACCCACAAACCACCACUGGAAACAUCAAACACUUCAUCUUUUCCGCUUUACCGAGUUCUUUCUCCAACCGACCAACGUCUACUCUCAGAUCUGAUAUGCCUUUGGUCAUGUCACUCAUCACCGAUUUCAUAUCUUCUACCUCUUCCACCAAGCACUCGUCCGCCCAUUUGAAUAAAUGUCUCUGAUUUCACCAACAUGCCCAGCUCUUAGUAUCACAUUGACAGUAUAAUGAAUAAAAUUAAAAAUCAAACCUUAAUAUAUCCUUUGCGACAGCAAUAGUACAGUCGUCCUGGAUUAGCCCGUGAUGCAGAUGUACAUAAUUCAGCGGGUUCACCACACCAACACUGUUUCGGCGUUCCUCUUUCCACAUGCCGGCGGUGAAAGUAAGUGUUACCAGACACAGAUGAUGAAGAAGACAUUUUCUUUGAAUGAAAGAGAAAUUGGUGUGAAAGACAAAGUUAAAACAAUAGUGGUAGUAAUAUAAAAUCAUUUUUUU
This is a messenger RNA of Brassica rapa (field mustard), 1901 nucleotides long. RefSeq names its product B3 domain-containing protein REM10. Lineage: Eukaryota; Viridiplantae; Streptophyta; Magnoliopsida; Brassicales; Brassicaceae. Gene Ontology annotation, molecular function: DNA binding. The record is from RefSeq and is a predicted model, not a curated record.